AUGUUGUCUUCGUUCAAGGCAUCUCCCACGUUCUCGAUUGAAAGCAGACGCCUCCAAAUCUCCUACUUUUUACAUGACUCCCCCGAGCACUGUCUUUUCCUGGUAAAACUAUGGAACACCAAUGAGUUUAUGAAAACAUGCCGCCGCACCGUCUCGUCAAAGCCGCAUGAGUGCGCAUCUUUGGCUGAAAGCACCUCUAUCGGCUCCGUGUCAUUGAUGCAAGGCAAGCCAUCAAAUGAUUACCUGGUGCCUGACAUUGGAUAUGCCUUUCUGCCUGAAGAGGCUGGAAAGGGGUAUGCCACCGAAGCUGCACUUGCGUUGCUGGAGUAUGCGAAGAGGAAACUGGGAGUUGAUUCGGUAUUUGGAUUAUGUGGCAAAGAUGAUAGUCACAGUGCGAGAUUGUUGGAGAAGAUUGGGCUCGAGUUUCGAGGACAGAAGAAAUUGAAAGUUUUUGGAGGGAAGGAGAGUGCUGUUUUUGCGCUUCCUAUAAUGAGCCAGGAUCUGACGUUGUACGGGUUAGACGAUUGA
This is a messenger RNA of Penicillium vulpinum, 528 nucleotides long. Its product is annotated as GNAT family N-acetyltransferase. Gene Ontology annotation, molecular function: acyltransferase activity, transferring groups other than amino-acyl groups. The transcript has 2 exons. Lineage: Eukaryota; Fungi; Ascomycota; Eurotiomycetes; Eurotiales; Aspergillaceae. The coding region runs from base 1 to 528 and encodes 175 amino acids. The record is from RefSeq and is a predicted model, not a curated record.